Molecule: messenger RNA, 741 nt
Organism: Caenorhabditis briggsae
Lineage: Eukaryota; Metazoa; Nematoda; Chromadorea; Rhabditida; Rhabditidae
Exons: 3
Coding region: 1-741 (246 amino acids)
Source: RefSeq, a predicted model, not a curated record
AUGCCUCCCAAUCAAAAUUCCAAACCAGCCAAAUUCUUGAGUUUGAUCCAGAAAGAUUCGAUGCACGCCGUGACCAUGACACAUCCACUUUCACAGCUUCAAACUGACGAAGGACUCACCGACUUCUUCUCGUUCUUCCCGGACUAUCCAGCAAAAUUUGAUAAACCGAUUUCGCUCCAUAGUCACAACCCAAUACGUACUGUGCUUGGAAACAUUGCCUCGGCUGAUUCUGAUAAUCAAGAAGAACCUUCGCGUCAUUGGAAUCCAACGCCACCCUCACAUGUAUUGGCUCGAGGACAGCAAAAUACGGGAUGCGCAGAUCAACAAGUUACAGAAUUCCGCCAACUCUUCCCAGACUUCGACUCGUAUACACUUUCCACUAAGAAGGACGGUCCUCUCCAAGGUACAUUGAAAACUUCAACGAAAGUAAACUGUAUCAAAAAGUCCGGAUGUAUUGAAAAAAGAGAGACGAGAGAAAAGAAGAGAGGACUUGCCAACGCACAUGCCAAGCCAGGCAAGAAAAAGUUCUCAAAUGAGGAAUUGAGAGAAAUAGAACAAGAAAUCGAGAGAAUGAUGGGAUCACCAAAAAUUAUCGAUGAGUCAAUUUCUGAAAAUCGACAAAAUUUAUUCGAUAAAUACCAUUUGAAAUACUAUCAAUUCCCACCAGUAUACAUUCGAGAAGUCGUGCAAGACGUGAUGGAAAAUCACAAAAAUAACAAUAAACUUCAAAAACGGAAAUAA